Molecule: messenger RNA, 1971 nt
Organism: Setaria italica (foxtail millet)
Lineage: Eukaryota; Viridiplantae; Streptophyta; Magnoliopsida; Poales; Poaceae
Product: aldehyde dehydrogenase family 2 member C4
Exons: 7
Coding region: 16-1677 (553 amino acids)
Molecular function (GO): aldehyde dehydrogenase (NAD+) activity
Source: RefSeq, a predicted model, not a curated record
CUCCCUCCACCCUACAUGCCUAUUUAUAAGGCGGCCAGCAGCAGGGCCUCCAGCUCCAGCCUCCAGGACGACGACUCUUCUCCCUCGGAGACGACGGCGAGGCGGCAGAGCCACACCACCGCACAGGCAGAUCGCACAAGGAGCAGCAGAGCACAGAGGCAGCUAGCGUCGUCAAUGGCGGGCAACGGCAAGGCGGCGGCGGCGGGCGUGGUGGUGCCGGAGAUCAAGUACACCAAGCUCUUCAUCAACGGCGAGUUCGUCGACGCCGUCUCCGGCAAGACGUUCGAGACCCGGGACCCGCGGACCGGCGACGUGCUGGCCCACGUCGCCGAGGCCGGCAAGGCUGACGUGGACCUCGCCGUCAAGGCCGCCCGGGACGCAUUCGAGCAUGGCAAGUGGCCCCGCAUGUCAGGCUAUGAGCGUGGCCGGAUCAUGAACAAGCUGGCGGACCUGGUGGACCAGCACACGGAGGAGCUGGCGGCGCUGGACGGCGCCGACGCCGGGAAGCUCCUCCUCCUCGGAAAGAUCAUCGACGUCCCCGGCGCCACGCAGAUGCUGCGCUACUACGCCGGCGCCGCCGACAAGAUCCACGGCGACGUGCUCCGGGUCUCCGGCAAGUACCAGGGCUACACGCUCAAGGAGCCCAUCGGCGUCGUCGGCGUCAUCAUCCCCUGGAACUUCCCCACCAUGAUGUUCUUCCUCAAGGUCAGCCCGGCCCUCGCCGCCGGCUGCACCGUCGUCGUCAAGCCCGCCGAGCAGACGCCGCUCUCCGCGCUCUACUACGCGCACCUCGCCAAGCUCGCCGGGGUUCCCGACGGGGUCAUCAACGUCGUACCCGGGUUCGGGCACACCGCCGGCGCCGCCAUCACCUCCCACAUGGACGUCGACAGCGUGGCUUUCACCGGAUCCACGGAGAUCGGUCGCCUCAUCAUGGAGUCGGCCGCGAGGAGUAACCUCAAGACGGUGUCGCUGGAGCUCGGCGGCAAGUCGCCGCUCAUCGUCUUCGACGACGCCGACGUCGACAUGGCCGUCAACCUGUCGCGGCUCGCCAUCUUCUUCAACAAGGGGGAGGUUUGCGUGGCCGGAUCGCGCGUUUAUGUGCAGGAAGGGAUCUACGACGAGUUCGUCAAGAAGGCCGUGGAGGCCGCGCAGAGCUGGAAGGUUGGAGACCCGUUCGAUGUCACCACCAACAUGGGUCCUCAGGUUGACAAGGAACAAUUUGAGAAGGUGUUGAAGUACAUUGAGCACGGAAAGAGCGAGGGCGCGACUCUGCUCACCGGCGGCAAGCCCGCCGCUGAGAAAGGGUACUACAUUGAGCCCACCAUCUUCGUCGAUGUCACGGAUGACAUGAAAAUCGCGCAGGAAGAGAUCUUCGGGCCCGUCAUGUCCCUCAUGAAGUUCAAGACGGUCGACGAGGUGAUCGAGAAGGCCAACUGCACCAAGUACGGGCUCGCCGCCGGGAUCGUGACCAAGAGCCUGGACAUCGCCAACCGGGUGUCGCGGUCGGUGCGCGCGGGCACCGUGUGGGUCAACUGCUACUUCGCCUUCGACCCGGACGCGCCCUUCGGCGGCUACAAGAUGAGCGGCUUCGGCCGGGACCAGGGGCUCGCCGCCAUGGACAAGUACCUCCAGGUCAAGAGCGUCAUCACCGCGCUCCCGGACUCGCCGUGGUACUGAUCGGCUGCCACUACCGGCCGGCACCGAUCGACCAGUCCAUGUCUUCUUUGUGCAGUGUACAAGCGUGCUCACAGCUCAGCUGCUGCUUGCGUUCUCGUCUCGGUUGUGACUGAUGUAUUGGAUAAUUAUUUGUCCUGCUCCCCAUCUUUUCUGUACGCAGCUGCGAACAUGAACGAAUGUUGCCACAUUUAUGUUAGCAACACUUGAGGUUUUCGUUCUGUGAUAUAUGUAGUUUAGUAGUUAUAUAAUAUAGUUACUAGAGCAAAGUACAUUAUUGCCGUCCUGGUCUCUAAA